AUGCCUCUGCUCCUUGAUACCUCUUAUCGUCGAUUCCGUCUCCAUUCCGUCUCUUCUCCCUUUACUCAUUCCGUCGACGUUCCGUCUCCUCUCUCCCCUUACUCGUUCCAUCUUCAUUCCGUCUCCUCUCUUCCGUACUCAUUCCGCCUUUCCCCUCUCCCUUCUCCCCCUCUCUCCCCCCACUCCUCUCACCCACCGUUUCCCUCCCGCCUACUGAUCGCGCCGGACGCUCCUCCCUCCGAGUUUGAAACGUCUCAUAAGUUUCCGCUCCCCCCCCCCCCCCCCAUACAGCCUCGAGCUCGCCUGUUUGUGCUGGUGGUGCAGCGGCUGGUGGUGACGUCAGCAGCAGCAGUGCAAACGGCAGCUGUUCCAGCGUGGACAGCAGCGGGCGGGUCGCGCUUUAAGCGCGCGUACUGGCAUGCAUGCACCAACGUGGAACGCUUACUCAAGGUGUGUCGGCGGGUGGGUCUGAGGGACGUACCGCUCUUCACCUCGACGGACCUCGUGGAUGGCAGGGACGCUCAGCGUGUGUCGGCGGGUGGGUCUGAGGGACGUAUCGCUCUUCACCUCGCCGGACCUCGUGGAUGGCAGGGACGUUCGCGCGUUGUGCCUGCGCACGCCUGCCUCGUGGAUGGCAGGGGCAUUCGGGACUUCGACGGCAUUAUGGUGACCGCCUCUUCUGCUGCUCGCCAGAGACUCAUCUCCUCCUCUUCUUUCACCUCCUCCUUCUGA
Molecule: messenger RNA, 732 nt
Organism: Closterium sp. Naga37s-1
Lineage: Eukaryota; Viridiplantae; Streptophyta; Zygnematophyceae; Desmidiales; Closteriaceae
Source: the annotation of a GenBank genome assembly